CUAGCCACUAAACAUCUUUUUUUAACUUUGCCUAAUUCCUUUAACAAAGAGACUAACCAAACUCACCCUCUCUCUGCCAGCAGCCGCUUGUUUGUAGCAAGACUUCCGGGCGAGUCCACUGACUACAGUAGGGUGAUGCAGCUCAAGGAAGAACAUUUAUGGUCAUUUCUUCAUGAAAAUUCAAUCAGACCGAGAUGGUAAGGCAGAAGAACUACCACGUCUGCAGUGCAAAAUGAUCAAUAUGAUGAUUAUUACUUGCGUCACCCCUCUGUCGCUGAUGGACUCCCCCGAAGUCUCGCAACAAACAAGCGGCUGCUGGAAGAGAGACAGUGAGUUUGUUUCGUCUCUUUGCUAAAGAAAUUGGGCAAAGCUAAAAAGAUGUUUGGUGGCUAGUACUAUGGCUGGGUCCCUAAAUGUUACUGUUGAUGAAGUUAGGUGCUGUUCUGAGCAUUAUUUGUGGCUAUAGAGUGGCGUUUUGGUUGAGCGCGUGGCUCUGUGUAUUGCUAUCAUGUGGUCGUUACUAAAGUUGGUAUAACUAGAGAAGCAAGCGGUCGGCAACAUUCAUUUCUCGAGGGGGUGUCUAACUCAGUGUUAUGUUGUGUUUGACCCUAAAUUAAUUUUACCCCCGGAAUAUCCCUUUAAUGGCACCGAUUCAGUAUAACAUUGUGGGAUUUUACACACAACAGCAGCUCAGGACACAUGCACACUAAGACAUGCAUGAAGAUAAGUAACCACUCAGUCCUCACCAGACCAAAUAUGGAGACUGCACAAAUAUUCAACUUGAAACUCAGAAGUGUUCUGAGCAUCUUCUCUUUUUUUCUCUCGCUCUGUCUUUGCUGAAGAUAUAUUUUUGGGCUUUAUUCAGCGAGGAUGAGACAGCAAGAAACCAGGAGAGUGAGAGCAGGGAAUGGUGGGCAGGAAAGAGGUCUGAUGCAUGAGGACUGUAGCCUCAGUACACGGAGCACAUGACUUAAAACCACUAGGCCAAACAAGCAUUCCAGAAACAUCUCUGAGUAGACAGUCAUGUUUCUCGCUGAAACUAGUCAAAGUUUUUACUCUGAAUGAAUUGAUCAAUAAAUGUCAUCGUUAAAUUGACAAAUGAUCUCCUUCUGUAGAUAUCAAAACAACUUGUCCGUCUUUUGGCUCCAAUAAGCUGAUUUUCAGUAUUUCAGCUUGAUAAGCGCUUCCCCGUGUCUGGGUCCCACUGCAGGUCAGUGGAUGAGACUGAGAGACGUGUUUUUGUAAACCUUUUCACCGCUGACGUAUUAUCUGAUGUUUCUGUAAGAAUAAAAAGUUUCUGCUUUCUUUGGCAUUAUUGAAACGGAAAACGCUGUGAGUGGCCCAGUACUUUGGCAGGGUUUCUGUUGUUGCUAACAGAAUGACGUCUGGUAUAAGUGACUCACAGAUCUAUAGGAGCUUAUUUCAUUAACCCUCCUGGGAGCUGUCUCUUUGAGAUCAGUCGAACCCUGUUAGACUGCUGAUGAGCUAAACUCUGACAUAUACCGUCUAUACACAAUAUAUGGUGUAUAGGAUGAAGUGCUCUAUGUGACUCAGCUGGGUGGGUAAGGAGGAUGAAGAGGCUACGGCUUGGGAGAGGUCUUCUCCUAACUGUGUUUAUGGAGUCAAAGGAGUGUCCAAACAGAAUAAAUCUUUACACCCCUGCUGAAAACUGCCAUGGACAAUACAACAGUGGCGAUUGCUCUAAGACUGCAAGGGAAGCUCGGCUUCCCUUAAAAUGUCACCCCCCAAAAAAAAGAAAAAGUGGUGAAAUACGUACUGCUGUGUGUACAUUUCAUUAACUAAAUACGCACUAGAAAGCCUUCAUCUUUUGUUCAGACACUGUGAUAAGAAGCUGAUAAUUAUAGGUAACCGGCAUAACUUCGUUCUCAUUCAUCCUCGCAGCGCCUCAGCGCUUUAAACAGCCGGACGCUGGGCUUCUGCUGACUUCAAUGUGGAAGCUAAAAGUGGGUUGUUUCAGCAGCGAAACUAGACGCUCAUUGGAUAAAUGCUGGGCUUUGUCCCGCCCAAUGGAAGCUAAGCUUCACUGGAGUUCUAUGGCGAGAGGGCGGUCCCGACUUUCUCCCGGACUGCAAGCUUCUGCAUCCAUGAUUGGAUGAGCUGUCUGAGGCGAAAUCCUUUUUUGAUUGACAGCUAAACAAGCGAAUCAGCGAUCUUGAAGAAUAAAACAUCUACCAGAGCAUUUUCCAAGUCAUUCAUUCCGUUGUUCUUAACUGCUCCGGAGACUUUACCGAUCCUCAGCGACUUCUGUCUUUAUUAAAAACGACUGCCGUUGUGUUUGGCGACUCUGUUCUGUUACAUACUAAUAAACAAAUACAAUUAUGAUGUAGGCCAGAAAAAUGAGCUUCCCCUCCUUGAAAGACCAGCAGCCGCCACUGCAAUACAACCAUCUUAUGAAAACAAGUUACAGCCUUAAGAGAAAACACUUAAUACACACAGGAUAGUAACUCUGAAGACUAGAUGUCUUGUCCCUAUAAUGAAAAAAAAAUAGCUUUUGGCAAUGAGUAAUUGUCCUUUGCUCAAAGGUUAUGAGCUAUAAGAAGGAGACCUGAAUUUUACACACAACAAUUUCUGCAGGAUGACUUCCACAGACAAGAUACUGACCUGUUCUGACAAGAUUAGAUUAUUUUGUAAGAACAAGUCAGUAUCCUUUGUUCCUAGACAAAAAGAUAACAAGAUGACUAAUGUGCACAAGAAAUUUCCCAAACACAUGUAGGAAAAUGUGUUAUGUUCUGAUGAAACCAAAGUUGAACUUUUUGGGCAUCACUGCAAAAGGUAUAUUUGGCGCAUAAACAACACUGCUCAUCACCAAAAGAACACCAUACCCACAGUGAAGCAUGGUCGUGGCAGCAUCAUGCUUUAGGGCUGUUUUUCUUCAGCUGGAACUGGUGCCUUAGUCAGGGUGGAGGGAAUUAUUAACAGUUCUAAAUACCAGUCAGUGUUGGCACAAAACCUUCAGCCUUCUGCUAGAAAGCUGAAGAUGAAGAGGGACUUCAUGACCCAAAGCACACAUCUAAAUUAACAAAAGAAUGGCUUCACCGGAAUAAGAUUGAGACUUUGGAAUGGCCCAGCCAGAGCCCAGACCUGAAUCCCAUCGAACAUUUGUGGGGGUGAUCUGAAGAGGGCUGUGCACAGGAGAUGCCCUCGCAAUCUGUCAGAUUUGGAGCGGUUUUGCAAAGAAGAGUGGACAAAUAUUGCCACAUCAAGAUAUGCCAUGCUGAUAGACUCCUACCCAAAAUGACUGAGUGCUGUAAUAAAAGCCAAAAGUGCUGCAACUAAGUAUUAGUUUAAGGGUGUGCAUAUUUAUGCAACCAGGUUAUUUUUAGUUUUUCUAUUUUAUAUUUUUCCCCUUCAAAGGUUUCAGUUUGUUUUUUAACUGCAUUGUACAGGUUAUAGGUCACAAUAAAGGUGGAAAAAGUUGUGAAAUUAUUUAUCUUGCUGUCAUUUUCUUACAAAAUGAAAACCUGGCAGUUGAACAGGGGUGUGUAGACUUUUUAUAUCCACUGUGUUUUUCAAUGUGAGCCAUUAAGAUUCACCCCACACAUAAAGGUGAUUUUUCCAGUUUUUUUCUUUAUUUAUCUGUUAUAGUUGGAAGGCAUGUGUCAAACAUGCUCUCCUAUAGCAUUAAUUUCGAGUGAACUUAUCAUUAAACAUUGAUGAAAAUGUUCCUGGUGCUUUCUGCCUCUUCAUGGUGACUGUGCAGGACUGACCUGGAACAAAAACAACUUUUUCCCCCCUUUAAACUUUGGUGGAAGUUUAACCUUUGAGUCCUGCAGAAGAGCUGUCGCUGUUCAUCAUCCUGUAACCUGCAGCCUGAAACGAGACCUGAGUCUGCUGCACAGUCGGUAAGAACAUCCACCUUUUCCGUGUUUAUAAUGUUAGCAGUUUGAUUUCAUGGAGAUAACGAUGGCGGAAGAUCAGCACACUAUUGUACAGACUGUCAACAUGAAGUAGUCACGUGACUUCCCCAUGUGACUAGUGUGCGGAUUUCUUCCUGUAGUUCAUCCCUCGUCUCUCCGUCUUCUUGCGCACUUUCACGUCCAGCUGAUCUGUGCACGGAGCGAACAUGGAGAUCUCCUUUGCAGGGAAACGAGCUCUGGUGACAGGAGCAGGAAAAGGUAGAGAGAUCACUUCACAAACACAAACACACACUCACUUAGCCCGCUAGACACACUUCAGAAACACAAUGUGUGAGAACACGGCUACAUGAGCUCUACGUUUGUUAAAUACACAUAAAGUUCAAUAUCUUUUGUCAGCGAGGAAGAAUAAAAAAGUUUUGGCUGCAAAUGCUAAGUAACAUUUAUUGUUUAUUUUACCAAUAAUAAUUCAACACCUUCGACAAACCCCGCCCCUUUUCUCUCCUGAACACUUUGAAGAUAAAGCCUGAAGAUACUGGUUGAUAGGCUUACUGAUAAAAGUGAUCAGAGAAUUUUUGUCUUUGAAAUUCUGGACAAUAUUACAUAUUUUUGGUUUAUGUUUGACCUGUAAAAAAGGGUUGACUCUUAGCAUCUUUACAGUACUUUUUUGAUGUUGCAUCUUCUGCAAGUAAGUUAAAAUCAGGAUGGGAAGCAGCAGCAGUAGUGGUUGUAACAGUGAUAGUAAUGUGCAAUGUCCAUAGCUUAUAAUCUUACUUUUUAAAUAUUGAUGCUUAAAUUUAGGCCUCAGCGAUUUGGCAAAAAAAUGAUCACGAUAUAUUUUGUCAUAUCGUCCGAUCUCGAUUAUUAUCAAGAUUUUUUUUUAACUGCCAGUUUUAAAGCAUCUGUACUAAAAACUAAAGAAACUGAAGAUUAGUUCAACAUUUUAUUAACAUACAAAGUAAAUAACAAAGCAAAUUGAAUAAGGUACACUGAGAAAAAUAUAAAAACCAUUUUAACUCAACAGUACAACAAAUGUAGAUAAAUACUAAAUAAUACAGUGAAUUAGUUCACAGUGUUUUUGAAUGUUUUUGCAGGUAUGCAAGACCCAAAAUAAACAAAUCGCCCCCUCAGAGAUAAUGAAGAUGCCUUGAAUGUAAACAUUAGAUGAUUUAAACGUAGAUGAUACGAUUUAUUAUCACAACUGAUUACGAUCAUAUGAUCGCCCAGUCCUACUUAAAUCAUAAAAACUCUUCUCUCACCCACCCUGGGUGAUAUUGUGUCUCUUCAAGCUCAGGUCCUCUACCAGAGACCUGAGAGCUUGAGGGUCCUGCGCAGUAUCCUUGCUGUUCCUAGGACUGCACUCUUCUGGAGUGAGAUGUCUGAUGUUUCCCCAGGGAUCCGUUGGAGCCACUUCUCUAGUGUGGGGUUUACUGCCCCGAGUGCCCCGAUGACCACGGGCACCACUGUUGCCUUGACCUUCCAGGCUUUCUCCAGCUCCUCUUUGAGCCCUUGGUAUUUCUCUAGUUUCUCGUGUUCCUUCUUCCUGAUGUUGGAAUCGCUUGGGAUGACGAUAUCUACCACAACAGCUUUCCUCUGCUGAUUGUCUACGAUUACAAUGUCCGGUUGGUCGGCCAUUACCAUUUUGUUGGUCUCUAUCUCGAACUCCCGCAGGAUCUUGGCUCGUCAUACUCCAUCACCUUGGGAGGUGCUUUCCAUUUUGACCUCGGGGUUCCCAGUCCAUAUUCUGCACAGAUGUUCCUGUACACUAUACCGGCUACUUGGUUUGGAGACAAACUCAGGGUACUUUAAUAAAGGGCUCAUCAGUAGAUAUUUAUUUAUAAGUGCAACCAAAAUAACAAGAAAGAUGCGAAAUAACAUGAAACAGGUGCUCUAAACAUAAGAAACUGAGAAAGAACUUAAAUUCUUGGUGUUUCUACCUGACUGUUCUCCCCUGACUUCUACGUCUCUUAGUUUACUUGCAGAUCUUAAAACAACGUUUUGGUGUAACCACCUACUGUACUGGAGUGUACAGCAACAAGACUGCUAUACUUCAGGUUAUAUUGUGAAUACUACAAAAAUUAGAAAUAAUCUCUCAGCACCAGGGAGAGAACGAGUGCUACUUGAUCCCUAGUCAUGUACCAUCAUUUAGAGUUAUGAAGCUUUCACUAUAUGUUUUAUUUGUUGGUAUAUUGUGCAUAAAUCAUAUGAUAAAAUAUCCUGAAGGAGUCAGAGAGUAGGUUUUUUGUGAUACUCUUUCAACAUUUAUAUUAUUCAUGAAACCAGCCCAGUCAGCAGAGUCCUCCUCGUUCCUCCUGUAAGUCACCACAGAGCAGAUUUCUCCGAACUUUAUCCCGAUCAGCUGGUAGGAGAAUGUGAUCAUGCUUACCUCAAGAUGAUUCACUUGGGCUCGUUAUGCUCUCAUUGGUUACUCACCUCCUGCCGUGAGUCAUCCUUAUACAGUCUUUCUAUUACUUUGGUUGAGUGAACUUGACAGGACCUCCUUUUUUUCCCUCUGUAACACUCUGUGAUUAUGAUACAUGAAGCUCAAGUGUUUAUUUCAAAUGCUAAAGGUGUGUCAGUAGUUCCUCCCUCACACAGGACAGUAACUUCAACCACCGCAAUGACAUCAUAGAAAGCUUAACAGGAGUAAAAAUGUGAGGCAAGCUCCUUUUUAUUUAGAUUUCUCAUGACAGAUUAGUCUGUCUGUUGACAAAGUAACUCACCCCUGACUCCAAGACUUGAGAUGAAAGAAAGUAACAAUAGAAGUAAGUGAAAUUAUAACCAUCUGUGUUUGUCAUUGCUGUGCAGUCUUCUUUUGGACCUCAGAAUGUGCCAAAAGAGUCUGCUGCUAUAAAACAGGAAUGAUUGAUGAGAUGUUUUGAUUAAACAAACAAAUAAAAAAGAUUAAUUCUGAGCUAACAUGAAGGAUGAUUAUUUCUAAAAUUCCUGUCUCUGAUGGAGGAAAAGAAGAGUUUAAAGGGCUUUGAGAUGGAGUGGUGCGAGGUGUCAGCCUGAGACGUGAGGAAUGUGCGUGUGUGUGUUUGUGUGUGUGUGUCAGCUCUGUUGUCACAGUAGCUCCUCGCUCUAUAAUCACUCUUUGUCUUUAUGGAUGUUUGCUGUCUCAGGCAUUGGCAGGGCCACGGCUCUCGCUCUGGCACGCUGCGGGGCAAAGGUCACAGCGGUCACACGCACGCAGGCUGACCUCAACAGUUUGGUGCAGGAGGUAAGAAAUUCCACCCCCGCCCACUCACCUCUGACCCCUCCAUAUUCCUCUCUGUUUCAUCUUUCUCAUUGUUCUCCCAUUCCAUCUCCUCACUUGUCAUCAUCUGAUGUGUCUGUGCUUGCUUCCACCCUGCUGCUCUGUUCUUCUUCUAUUGUUGCUCCUCUUCAGCCUCAUCGCUAUAUGUGCAAAUGAAGAGACUCAGCCAAUGACUCAACUACUUAUUUAGAUCAGUGGUUCUUAACUGGUGGGUCCCGACCCAAAAGUGGGUCACGGCGACAUUCUGGAUGGGUCGUGAACAGCUGGUCAAAAAAGUAAAUUUUUAAUGCGCAUCUGAUGUUUGACAUUUAUUUUACUUUGAAAAAUAGCUUAUUUUGAAAGGCACGCCCUACGUUGUAGGGCUUUAUAUUUAGGCUGCUACUGGAAGUCAUAUGCUGUUUUAAGUAAGAAAACCAGAUGGGCUCAUGGAUCAUCUGCAGAGGAAUUAAUGCUCCUGCCAGUAAAAACUUGCAGUAGUAAAUGUGUGAAAAUACAAGAGCCUGUGAAAGUGCUUUGUCAGGUAGGGUCUGAUCCUCCUGAUGUUAUAGAGGGCAAAACGGUCCUGCCAAAAACCUUCAAGGUUUUCCUUUAAUGUCUGUAACAGUUGAACUACUUUGUGUGUGUCGGUCGUCGGUUUCCAGAACGCAUCCAUCACUCCAGUGUGUGUGGACCUGGGAGACUGGGAAGCCACAGAGACGGCUCUGAAGGAUGUUGGUCCCAUCGAUCUGCUGGUGAAUAAUGCUGCAUUCCCCUCCUUGCAGUCAUUCCUGGAGAUCACACCUGACCAUUUUGACCGGUAAGACAAAUCACAGGGUAAUACAAACCAGAAAUAAACAGUAUACACCAGUUUACAAACUGUAAGAGUCUGAGCUUGAAUUCUCACCUGUUGUGUGUUUUCUGUCCACCUUUAGGUCAUUUAAUGUGAAUGUGAAAGCUGCUCUGCAGGUCUCUCAGGUACAUGAACAGCUCUGUACUUUUUCCUCUGUUUUAUUUUUUUUGUGACCUUAUCAGGUGAAAUGCAGAUUCUGUCUAUGUGGAGGAUAUUGGAUCUGUCCAUACAUUAGCCCAGUGGGAAGUUGGCCGCCUGUCCAUACUCCGCCUCUUGUCCAAUGACAGCUGAGAUAGACUCCAGCCAGGAUGCCCCAACAUCUGAGCUUUGAUGUUAAACUUGUUGUGUUGAACUAACAGAUCGUAGCUCGGGGUAUGAAGGCCAGAGGAUCUGGAGGCUCCAUCGUCAACGUGUCCAGCCAGGCUUCACAGUGCGCCCUCAGAGACCACACAGUCUACUGUAAGAAACACCGUAAAGCAGCUUUGUGCAAACGCUGACUCACGUCUCUUAUCUUCAGAGAUGCAUGCAGACUAGUGCAAAAGUGUCUCAAACUUGGAUUAUGUCUAAUGACUCCAUUCGAUGAGAAAAUGGCUCUACUCUGCACUUACUUUAUCCCUUUUGUAGGCAUGACUGGUCUGUGUAGCCAAGUUGUCCAUAAUAUAUAUAGUCUAUGGUUUCUACGCUGUAUUUCUCAUUUGUUUGUUUGUACCUGUUGUUGUUCAGGUGCCACGAAAGCAGCCCUGGACAUGCUGACUAAGGGGAUGGCCCUGGAGCUGGGACCCUACCAGGUACACAGCAUCAAUACUUCCCUUUAAAAUCUGAAAUGUACUUCAGCCAAUGAGACUUUACACCAAGAGUUUUAUCCACAGGCAACAGCUGAUCUACCCCAAAUAUUCUGACACUAAAAUCUAUUAGUUUCUGUAGUUAAACUGUUGAACUGUUUGUGUUGUCUUUUUAGAUAAGUUGAUAUUUACAUUUUUUAAUUGGUUUAUUUUUAAUUGUCUUUUCUAUUGAUUUCACAUAUAAAUAUUCCAUUAACAUUUUACAUAUAUUAUUAUUUUUUUUACAUUUUUUUUCCAACUGUACAGAACAUUCGCACACUUCUCCACCGUGGAGCAGAGACAUAGUUAGACAUAAAUUCUCAAGUCAAGUUACAGUAGAAUAACUGUGAAGUAAAAUAAAACACUUUUCACUCAUGUCCUUAUUUUCACACCUCUCUUGCAUUGUCCUUUUUCUCCUAAUAGAGAACCCUAACCCUGAACAUAAUAAACAUAACAAUGAACAAAUUUGUAGCCUGAACCAAUGGGAUUAAUAAUCCCUUACUGGACAAAGUCUGCUCUCAAUGGAGACACAAAAUCAACCUAGUUUUUCCAGUAUUUUUUAAAAGUAUCUGUUUUUAGUCUAGAUGAGAAAGUCAGCCUCUCCAUUCUAUAUUUAUCAAUCAUUACCUCUACCCAAUCCUCUAUUUUUGGUGCAUCUGUUUUUAGCCGUUUUCUGGUGUUGGCCUAUUUAGCCGCCACCAACAUUAUUUGAAAUAUGUAUUUUUCUCCUGACAUUGUUAUCUCCUGGUUCUCUUUUCCCAAAUAUAAACCUUUUUAAUUUUUACCAUGAAUUGGAAGCUGAAAGUUGGGGUGUUCAGUUGUGAGAAAGUUCCUGUUUGUUACCAUGGUAAUUUAAAUUCUGCUUAUUUCUUUCAGCUGAAUAUGGAUCAGGGUCAUUCUGGUUUCUAAGCAUGGCUAACGUUAGCAUAGCCAGCACCAUAAUCCUUUAGUUCUCCUUACAGGUUGAUGUCUACAUGUCUGUACAUUGCUGUGGUUGAGAUUAGAUGGUCAGCCGACAGACAAGAGUGAUACCAUUUUCUAGAUCAAAAUACUGACAAACAGCACCGCUCAACUCUGCGUGAUUCAUAGCAUUAAUUAACAGUAGCUUUUAACCAGAGCUACAGCUCCAACUAGUGGUGGGUGGCAGGGCUACAGCUGAGCCACAGCAUACAGUAUGAUCCACAUUUAAGGCCAACAAUAAUAAAAAUGAUCAAACAUUUGAAUUCUUGAAGAUUAAAAGUUAAUGUACAUGGUGUUGGUGUUGUGUUCAGAUCCGUGUGAACACGGUGAACCCAACAGUGGUGAUGACUGACAUGGGCCGACUGGGAUGGAGCGACCCUGAAAAAUCCAAGAACAUGAUGUCCCGCAUCCCCCUGGGCCGAUUCGCAGGUAAGAAACUAUGGACUUCUAAUGUACCUAAAGUUAAGUGACUGACCCACUGACUGUGGAGAGAGGAGAGCAGGGAGAGGAGCAGGAGGAAGAGAGAGGAGAUCAGGGAGAGGAGGAGAACUUGUGUUUUUAACAACAGUGUAAAGCCCCUCUACUGUAAUUGAAAGUUGGGCAUUUAAUUCAGUUAAGUCAGCUAUGUUAAGCUCUGCAGGUGAAGAUUUAAUGCAAUGUUCCUGUUAGCAUUAGACCAAACUGAUGCUAGAAGAGUACGAUGUUUGAUAUUUGAGGCUUGGGACCAUCAGCUUAGGACUGGUUGUUCGAGCUCAAAAAUGCUGCAUGCUACUCUUUCACAAAGUUUAAUGAUAGACCACCUCCUCUCUGCACAAAAGAAAAAACAACGUCCUAAAAGUGCCAUGCCUCUUCAGAUAGUUCAUACCAGGCUGCUGACAAGGAGACAGAUGGUUUAUUAAGAUUCAGGAAUGUCGAUUCAGUCCUGCUUUUGAAACAAUGGAGCGACUCUUCCCCCAUGGCUGAGUUUGGAGGAUUCUGAGGAUCACUGAGUCCUCUUGUAUCUCAAUGAGAGUCUCAAACUCGGUCGGUACUAUACUACAUCACUGUUGCUCAUGUUUUCAUGUGUGUUUGUGCAGAGGUGGAGGACGUGGUGAACAGUAUUUUAUUCCUCCUGAGCGAUAAGAGCAGCAUGACGAAUGGCGUCGCUCUUCCUGUGGAUGGAGGGUUCUUGUCCUGCUGACCAGCCUCGUCUCUUCACAUUCAGCCGUCUGCUGCAGCGGGAAACUAUCAGUACUACCUGUUCUAUCUGCUAACAGUGAUGUACACACAGGCCACUUUUAUGACCAUUAAAAUGUUACUUUCCUCUAACCUCUUCUUCUUCUGUCUUCUUGAACUAAGAUCUGCAAGCUAUAACUA
Xyrichtys novacula (pearly razorfish) is the source of this 11100-nucleotide messenger RNA. The record is from the annotation of a GenBank genome assembly. Lineage: Eukaryota; Metazoa; Chordata; Actinopteri; Labriformes; Labridae.